Messenger RNA from Anguilla anguilla (European eel), 3356 nucleotides. RefSeq names its product component of oligomeric golgi complex 7 (gene cog7). Lineage: Eukaryota; Metazoa; Chordata; Actinopteri; Anguilliformes; Anguillidae. Bases 332 to 2641 code for a protein of 769 amino acids. The record is from RefSeq and is a predicted model, not a curated record. Gene Ontology annotation, biological process: Golgi organization; intracellular protein transport; retrograde vesicle-mediated transport, Golgi to endoplasmic reticulum. The transcript is spliced from 19 exons. Gene Ontology annotation, cellular component: COG complex.
CGGAUACAUCCGAUUCUGCACGUACAGGAAGCUGCUGUCAAAGAUGUGAAAACAUAGCUACAAGCACAUAGGAUUUUAAACGACAGCAGGAUACAUAGCUACCUGCUUUUAAAAGCGUAAUCUUUACUCUACACCCUCCGAUUAACUCUGGAGGAGGCUGUUGCUUUGCUCGAACUAUAUUUAGUUGUAAUGAUAAUUUCAUUCUCUUGGGCUGUUUAUUUUAUAUUCGUCUCAAGACCAGCAAUGGGAAAAAAUUACAGAAUCAACUGAAGCUCUGACAGGAAUGGUGACCUUCGUGUUUGACUGAGCUACAAAAAGGAAGAGGAAUACAAUGGAUUUUUCAAAGUUCCUGGAUGAUGAUUUUGAUGUGAAGGAAUGGGUGAAUGGUGCCUUUAAAAUGGUUCAGAAGGAUGCCCCAGGGAAGGCAGAUGGUCACGCAGCCACACUGGUUAUGAAACUUCAGCUCUUCAUCCAGGAAGUCAACAAUGCCAUAGAAGAGAGCAGUAACCAGGCCCUUCAGAAUAUGCCCAGGGUGCUACGUGACGUGGAGGCUCUGAAGCAGGAGGCUUCCUUCCUGAAGGAGCAGAUGAUCCUGGUCAAGGAGGACAUCAAGAAGUUUGAGCAGGAUACAGUCCAGUCCAUGCAGGUCUUGGUGGAGAUUGAUCAGGUGAAGUCUCGCAUGCAGCUGGCCGCCGAGGCUCUGCAGGAAGCGGACAAAUGGAGCACGCUGAGCGCAGACAUCGAAGAGACUUUCAAGACUCAGGACCUGGCCCUGAUCUCCUCCAAGCUCACCAGCAUGCAGAGCAGUUUGGCCAUGCUGGUGGACACCCCCGACUACUCUGAGAAGUGCGUCCACCUGGAGGCCCUGAAGAACAGGCUGGAGGCCCUGGCCAGCCCCCAGAUUGUGGCCACCUUCAAUUCGCAGUCUCUGGACCAAGCAAAGCUGUUUGUGAAAGUCUUCACAGAGAUCGAUAGGAUGCCGCAACUCCUUGCCUAUUACUACAAGUGUCACAAGGGUCAGCUGGUGGGCGUGUGGCAGGACCUGUGCCAGACCGAGCUCGGCCUCGGCAAGCAGCUGGCCGAGCUCUACGACACGCUGCUCUCCACGUGGCACUCGCAGCUGCAGUGGAGCAGUCAGGUGUUUAAGAACCCGUACGAGGUGGUGACCGUGCUGCUGAUCCAGACGCUGGGCGCCAUGGUGCCGUCUAUCCCAGUGUGCCUCAGCACGGCCAUGGAGCGCGCCCCCCAGGAGGACAAGCUGGAGACCCUGCUGGAGCUCCACCAGACCGCCGCCAACUUCGGGAGGAACCUGGAGGCGGCCAUGCUGCCCCACCUGGGCGAGACCAACCUGCUGAAAGUGGCCGAGCUGGUGACUGCCCUUUAUGACCCCUACAAGCCUUACCAGCUGCAGUACGGGGAACUGGAGGAGUCCAACCUGCUGAUUCAGAUCAGCGCGGUGCCCUUGGAGCGUGGGGAGGUGAUAGACUGCGUGCAGGAGCUCAGCCAGUCCGUCACCAAGCUCUUCGGCCUGGCCGGCGCGGCUGUGGACCGCUGCGUCAAGCUGACCGACGGCCUGGCCGUCUGCGGGCUGCUGAAGGCUCUCAAAGCGCUCUUCACCAAGUACGUGUCGGACUUCUCCAUCACCCUGCAGUCCAUCCGAAAGAAGUGCAGGCUGGAGGACACCUGCAGUGCCUCGGCGUACCAGGAGGACUGGACCGCCUUCCAGAACUCGGUCAGGAUUAUUGCCACUUGUGGUGAGCUGCUGAGGCAGUGUGGAGCGUUUGAGCAGCAGCUGUCUAACAGGAUCCUGGCCACGGCCGGUAGGUACCUGUCAGAAUCCUACAGCCCCCGCAGCUUGGCCGGGAUACAGGAGGCCAGCUCCGCAGACAGGAAGGCCUCCGCUAAGAACCCCUGGCAGGAGUACAACUACCUGCUGAAGGGGGACCCCGCCGAGUACGCCAGCCUGAUGGAGAUGCUGUACAACCUGAAGGAGAAGGGCACGGGUAACUCCAGCCUCCUCACCGAGCCCCGCGCCGCCCUCACCCGCCUCAACCAGCAGGCAAACCAGCUGGCCUUUGACUCCGUCUUCCUGCAGAUCAAGCACCAGCUCUGCCUGGUCUCCAAGAUCGAGAGCAGGAACUCCAGUGGUAUGGGAGAGAGUCUGACAGAGGACCUGCCCACCUUCAGUCUGUCUCCACUGGAGUACAUCAGCAAUAUUGGCCAGUACAUCAUGUCCCUGCCUUUGCAUCUGGAGCCCUUCGUCACACAGGAGGACCCAGCGCUGGAGCUGGCGCUGCAUGCUGGGAAACUGCCCUUCCCUCCUGAGCAAGGUGAUGACCUGCCUGAGUUGGAUAACACUGCAGACUAUUGGCUGGGCUCAAUCGCCAGGGCAACGAUGCAGACGUACUGUGAUGCCAUUCUGCUGAUCCCUGAGCUCACCCCCCACUCCACCAAGCAGCUGGCCACUGAUAUAGACUACUUGAGCAACGUGAUGGACGCUCUGGGUCUCCAGCCCUCACGGACCCUGCAGCAGAUAGUCAGCCUUCUGAAGGCCAAGCCCGAGGACUACAGACAGACAGCCAAACCCCUGUCCCGAAGACUCGCCUCCUCAAUAGCUGCCAUGAGGAAUAUUGAUUACUGAACGGGGAUGGUGACCAAAUGAGAUACAGACCUUGGCAGAAGUCAGCUGGCCUGCUACAGUUGAGGGAGGGGUCAGAGAGAGCUGAGGGGAAGCGGGCCACCACUCAGCGGAACGCGUGAAGAAGAGGUCGCUGAUUCACUGGCAUGUUCCUCGCAUGCUCACCGGCAGGCCUGAGAACGCUGCAGCAGUUCACGUGGGAAACUCACCCUACAUUUGAGCUGACUUGCAGCAGAUCCUUUCCUGACUUGUUUUUUUGUUUUUUUUUUGUGCAGCUGCUCUGGCUGCAGGCAGACAAUAAUUGAAGGGUAGGGACCCUGGGGACCAAGGAUGGCUGGGAAUCAUAUGAUUUAUGUUUAAAAAGGCAGAGAGCCUAUUGUCACAGUAAAUCAGCCUCAUUUAAAGAAAAAUACUGGAUUUUCAAGAACUUGGUGUUUUAGCUUGAGCUUUUAAGCACUAUAUUGCUACUCAUGACAGUUGACAUUUUCUAUCUGUGUUGACAUGAGCUUCUUUUUCUUUUUUUUUAAUAAUUGAAUUUUUGAUGUAUUAGUUACUGUGUUUCAUAGUGCUUAUAUGUAAGAUCAAUGUAAAGUCAUAUCUUAUGUCCAAUUUAAACAAUUGUAAUCUGAUAAUAAUAGGGAUAUGAAAUUGUUUUGAUGUCUUCUGAUUCAUACAGAUUGCUCAAAUCUCAAUAAACAUUACACUACCUUCUGUGUCA